AUGCCUGACGUUUAUACCGAUUAUAUGACCCGCGAUGAUAACGAGGUCCAAAGCAAUAUUGGAUAUCUACUCCAUCCCGCUAUUGUCGCCAGCCUGCCUCCAAAGCCACGAAUCGCAGAUAUGGGGACCGGAACGGCCAGGUUCCUACUACUUCUCCGAGAACAAUAUCCCGAUGCCAUCCUCGAUGGUUACGACAUAUCCCCCAGGCUCUUCCCUCAAGAGAACACGCUCCCGCCAAACGUAUCUCUUGGUAUACUGGAUAUGAAACAGCCUGCUCCAAAGGAACUUCACGGCAAAUACGACGUGGUCCAUGUCCGGUCGCUGGUAGCAGCAAUGCUACCGACCGACUGGGCCAUCGUCGUACGAAACCUCUCCGAGCUCCUAAAGCCCGGCGGGUUCCUACAGUGGGAAGAGUGCGAUUUCGCCGGAGCCAAGUACUUACGCGGCCUUGUAGGCUCCACAGUCGACGCAGUACGCUUUAUGGGCAAGCACUUUAGAAACACGCUGGGAGAGCGGUUCGAGCACGGGUGGUGCACGCUUCCUCGCGAGAUGCGGGAUGCGGGCCUAAACCCCGUCUUGACUGACGUGGCUGCCUCCGACAGGGUUGCGGAGACGAGAAAGACGCUGACGACGAGCGUUACGGAGGUGUUCUUUUCGUCGGCCCGGCUGAUGGCUGAGCGGGGAGCGCCUGGCGCGAUGACGAAUGAUCAGUUGGACGAGAUGGCGAAGAGGGCAAGGGAGGAUGCUGAGUCGGGUGGGUAUGUGAGGUAUGAGCUUUAUGUGGCUUGUGGUCAAAAGCCUAAGGAGUGA
Molecule: messenger RNA, 810 nt
Organism: Daldinia childiae
Lineage: Eukaryota; Fungi; Ascomycota; Sordariomycetes; Xylariales; Hypoxylaceae
Product: methyltransferase
Exons: 2
Coding region: 1-810 (269 amino acids)
Source: RefSeq, a predicted model, not a curated record